CCGUUAUAAAACCCCUGUGGUCGCCGUGCGCAGACGACGCUACGCUCGCCUACGUUGUUUUCCUCAUCGCCGGGGUUCCACAGAUUGCCGCUGAACUACGCUACUGCGAAGUCGGUAUUGACAGCGGCACAACAGACGCGGAAUAAGUUACAGAUGGACCAGCAGGCCCAGUCCUAUAUGCUUGCCAGUUUAACACGGCCUCACUCAGAGCAGUUGCUGCAGGGCCUACAGCUUCUGCGGCAGGAUCAUGAACUGUGUGACAUUGUACUGCGUGUGGGUGAUGCUAAGAUCCAUGCCCAUAAAGUAGUGCUGGCCAGCAUCAGCCCCUACUUCAAGGCCAUGUUCACUGGGAACCUGUCCGAAAAGGAAACGUCGGAAGUGGAAUUCCAGUGUAUCGACGAGGCUGCGCUUCAGGCCAUCGUGGAGUAUGCCUACACGGGCACAGUCUUCAUCUCCCAGGAGACAGUGGAGUCGCUCCUGCCUGCCGCCAACCUGCUCCAGGUGAAACUGGUGCUCAAGGAGUGCUGCUCCUUCCUUGAGAGCCAGUUGGACGCCGGGAACUGCAUCGGCAUCUCUCGCUUUGCCGAGACGUAUGGCUGCCACGACCUGUGUUUGGCCGCCACCAAAUUCAUCUGUCAGAACUUUGAGGAAGUGUGCAAAACGGAAGAGUUUAUCGAGCUGACGCGGGCCGAGCUGGACGAGAUUGUGUCCAACGACUGUCUAAAGGUGGUCACGGAGGAGUCAGUGUUCUUCGCGCUGGAGUCCUGGAUCAAGUACGACGUGACCGAGAGGCAGCAGCAUCUGGCGCAGCUGCUGCACUGCGUGCGCUUGCCUCUCCUCAGUGUCAAAUUCCUCACGCGCCUUUACGAAGCCAACCACCUUAUACGUGACGACCACGCAUGCAAGCACUUACUCAACGAGGCCCUUAAAUAUCACUUCAUGCCAGAGCACCGGCUCUCCUACCAGACGGUGCUGUCCACCAGACCCCGAUGUGCCCCCAAGGUGCUGCUCGCGGUCGGGGGCAAGGCGGGUCUUUUUGCCACGCUAGAAAGCAUGGAGAUGUACUUCCCACAGACGGACUCGUGGAUAGGGCUGGCCCCACUCAGCGUGCCUCGAUACGAGUUUGGCGUGGCGGUGCUGGACCAGAAGGUGUACGUGGUGGGGGGCAUCGCCACGCACAUGAGGCAAGGCAUCAGCUACCGCAGACUAGAGAGCACCGUGGAGUGCUGGGACCCCGACAGCAACACCUGGUCCUCGGUGGAGCGCAUGGCCGAGCGCCGCAGCACCCUCGGAGUGGUGGUCUUGGCGGGGGAGCUCUACGCGCUGGGCGGCUACGACGGCCAGUACUACCUCCAGUCGGUGGAGAAAUACGUCCCCAAAUUGAAGGAGUGGCAACCCGUGGCGCCCAUGAGCAAGUCCCGUAGCUGCUUUGCCACUGCCGUGCUGGAUGGCAUGGUGUAUGCCAUCGGGGGCUACGGCCCGGCGCAUAUGAACAGUGUGGAGCGUUACGACCCCAGUAAGGAUGCCUGGGAAAUGGUAGCCCCCAUGGCAGACAAGAGGAUCAACUUUGGGGUCGGAGUCAUGUUGGGAUUCAUCUUUGUGGUGGGCGGACACAACGGUGUGUCCCACCUCUCCAGCAUCGAGCGGUACGACCCGCACCAAAACCAAUGGACCGCCUGUCGACCAAUGAAUGAACCGCGAACUGGUGUCGGCUCCGCCAUCGUGGACAACUACCUCUAUGUGGUGGGGGGCCACUCGGGGUCGUCCUACCUGAACACUGUCCAGCGCUACGACCCCAUUUCGGACAGCUGGCUGGACUCCAGUGGCAUGAUGUACUGCCGCUGUAACUUUGGCCUGACUGCCCUUUGACCCAUGGCCCAGCUGGCCAGGACUCCGUAAGAGAAGACUCGGGACGAAAAGGCGGUUCUUUUUGUUUCUCUUUCCUCUUCCCCCCCACCUUCC
This is a messenger RNA of Gadus chalcogrammus (walleye pollock), 1962 nucleotides long. RefSeq names its product kelch-like protein 28. Gene Ontology annotation, molecular function: protein binding. The record is from RefSeq and is a predicted model, not a curated record. The transcript has 6 exons. Bases 154 to 1869 code for a protein of 571 amino acids. NCBI's taxonomy places the organism in Eukaryota, Metazoa, Chordata, Actinopteri, Gadiformes, Gadidae.